Knipowitschia caucasica is the source of this 1587-nucleotide messenger RNA. Lineage: Eukaryota; Metazoa; Chordata; Actinopteri; Gobiiformes; Gobiidae. The record is from the annotation of a GenBank genome assembly.
AUGUCCUGGGAGCGUGUGGCAAACCUAACCAGGACGUUUCUGAAAGACUCAACCCACAUGUGCACAGUUUUAUUAGCGUGCAUUUGCAUCGCGGUCUCCCCGGUGUUGGGCACAAGCAUCAGCCCGGGCAGAUGUCUCGUGUGGGGGUCAGGGCUACGGGCAGACACCGUUCUCCCGGUCCGCUACUUCUACAUACAAGCAGUGGAUCCAGAGGGACGCAACAUCACUGCAUCUCCUGAUGCGUUUAAGGUGAAGAUAAGUUCCCUGGACCAAAGGGAGUACAUCCGGAUCCACGCCUCUCAGCCGCUGGACCGAGGAGACGGAUCGUUCCUGGUCCGUUACAGACUUUAUGGGACUGCGUCUAUGGGCCUCAAAGUGGAAGUCCUUCACAGAGAUGUUCCUGUCGCCAAGUCACCGUACACAAUACAAGGUCCAGUUUACCACGAGUACUGCGACUGCCCAGAACCCGAUCCUUCAGUCUGGCAAAAGGAGCUGCAGUGUCCGGAAAAAGAGCCUCAAAUUCUGUCAGACUUGAAAUCCUUCCCCACCGUCGACCUCCAGCGCCUCAGACAGGAAGUCCCCAAAAGGUUUUCUAACAGAGGCGGCCUCAUCCAUUACGCCAUUAUUAAAAACCAGCUGUAUCGACGCACCCAAGGCAAAUACACAGACUUCAAGAUGUUUUCUGAUGAGAUACUAUUGUCUUUAAUGAGGAAGGUUAAAGUGCCUGAUGUGGAGUUUUACGUAAACGUCGGGGACUGGCCGUUAGAGACUAAAAGUGCAGACGCCACUCCUGGUCCUCUGCCCAUCUUCUCCUGGUGUGGAUCCACAGACACCAGGGACAUCGUGCUGCCCACCUAUGAGGUCACUCACUCCACACUGGAGACCAUGAGGGGAGUCACCAACGACCUUCUGUCUGUCCAGGGACAUACUGGACCUCCAUGGAUAAACAAAACCUCCAAAGCCUUCUUCCGUGGACGGGACAGUCGAGAGGAGCGUCUGCAGCUGGUCGCUUUGUCCAAAACACACCCUGAGCUUUUGGACGCCGGCAUCACAGGGUGGUUCUUCUUCAGAGACCGAGAGAAACAAGUGGGCAAAGCUCCGCUGGUGGGAUUCUUUGACUUUUUCAAGUUCAAAUACCAGGUGAACGUGGACGGCACAGUCGCAGCGUACCGUUUCCCAUACCUGAUGCUAGGGGGCAGUCUCGUUCUGAAGCAGGAUUCUCAUUAUUACGAACACUUCUACCUCCACCUCAAACCCUGGACUCACUACGUCCCCGUGAAGAGGGACCUGUCCGACCUCCUGGAUAAAGUCCGUUGGGCCAAGGAGAACGACGCCGAGGUGCUGAAAGUGGCCAGGGCGGGACAGGAGGCGGCGAGAGAGCUUCUUCAGCCCAGCAGACUUUACUGUUACUACUACAGCGCGCUCCUCAUGUACUCUCAGAGACAGAGCGGUCAGCCAGAGCGCCACGCCGAUAUGGAGCAUGUGCCUCAGCUCGACGACCACACCGCCGCCUGUACGUGCAAGAGGCAAGCGCAUCAGCACGAGCACAAGCACGAGCACAAGCACAGACUCGACGAUGAACUGUGA